Molecule: messenger RNA, 917 nt
Organism: Panonychus citri (citrus red mite)
Lineage: Eukaryota; Metazoa; Arthropoda; Arachnida; Trombidiformes; Tetranychidae
Gene: mRpL51
Product: 39S ribosomal protein L51, mitochondrial-like
Exons: 3
Coding region: 193-702 (169 amino acids)
Biological process (GO): translation
Cellular component (GO): mitochondrial large ribosomal subunit
Molecular function (GO): structural constituent of ribosome
Source: RefSeq, a predicted model, not a curated record
CAACAGGCUAACAUGUUUUCUAAUUAAACUUAAUCAUCUGAUUGAUUUAAUUGUUUCUUUUUUUGUUUUUGAUUUUUCAAUUUACGAUUUUAUUGAUUACAAGAUUUGUGUUAAAUGUGAAAGUCUAGAGAACCAAUUGUUAAUCAGUUAAUUGUGACCUUUAAGAUUUGUUUUUCUUUUCUUUAGUGAAUAAUGUUGGCAAAUCGAUGGACUAAAUCGGUCUCUUGUUUCUUUCAACCUAAUGUUUCAUGUCUGAGAUUUUCUAGCUCUUCAUCUUCAUCUGGUUAUGCUGAAUAUGAGAGAAAAAAAUUUGCUCGGAGAUUCGGUAAUAUAACUCGUCAUCAUGAUAAAGGUUUACUUCCCAGGUUGAGUAGACAAGAAGCUGGAUUAAAAUCAAUUCCGGUGAAAGCUACUACUAACCCAUGGCAUCCAAGAAAUGCUUUACUUGGACAAAAUGAUUACAUUGAUAUUCUUGGGACUGGUAAUACUCACCCAGCAACUUUAUUAAAACACAUCCCAUGGUAUUUAAGAGGUUGGAGAGGCCAUGAAAUGGAAAUGCUACAAAGACAAGCUGCAGUUGAUACAUCAAUGGAAACCUCUCGUCCCGAAAAAUGGCAUUACCUACAAAAGCGUAUCAGUUAUUUAUACCAUUUUAGAAAUCGAAGAAGUAAACCACCAGCAAAGUGCCCUAAAUAUAUCUAAAAAUUCAACACUAAUCAUCCUCCAAAAAAAUCUUCAAUUUCCAGAAAAACAAAAAUCUAGUUCAUUGUAACGAUAUUGAUGAAAAUAAUUUCUCAGCCCAACUCAUGUCACUUAUUAGAUAGUGACCAUGAUUUACAACUAAUCAAAUCUUGUAUCAAUCCCCUCCAAUACAUGAAAUCAAUGUAGAUAAAUUAAAUAAAAAAAUCGAAAAACAA